CAUUUCACUGAAUGCCUUUGAAUGGUGGAGAGUACGAAAUAUGGUUUAUCUACCACUUCAGAUCUCGUUCUGUUGAAAGAAGGAGUUUUAGUAAUCAGUGGCAGGAGAGCAAAACCUUUGUGGCUUUCUGGCUUACAGUUUCCUUUCCCUGGAAACGGUAUUGUUUGUUUUGAAGCCAGAGGAGCAUCAGAUAUUGGAGUAUUUUUCUCUUCAACACCAGAGGACGUGCAUGAGGAUGACCAGGUUUUGACUGUUGAAAGUUCGCAACGUGCUGAAUAUGAAACUGUAAUUGGCAGUUACUGUAAUAAAAAAAGUGUCAUUCGGAAGCGAGGAGUUGUUAGAGCUCUCAGUAGUAUCGGAGUAGGAAGUGGCGUUGAGCAGUCUACAACAACAACAGCUGCUGCUUGGCAAAGUUUCGACAACUCUUGGAACUUUGAAAAAUAUUGGAUAUGUAUCAAAGACGGUGUAAUUGUAGUAGGCAAAGGUUCUGUUGGUUCUUGUGUGUUCCUGAAGUGGGAAGAUAGUGAACCAGUACGCAGUUCCUUUCAGAUUGGAGUCUCUUCUUGGCAUCAGCCUGUAAUAUUUUGUUUUUUUGAAGUCUUUCCUACUACUGAAGGACUAAUACCAUCAACUACAAAAGAGAGUUUGUCCUUCAUUAGCAACUUUUUCCUAGUUGCAAGAAACUACUUCAAUAGAUGCUUUCAUGAUAUCUUUUUGGAAUCUUCUGAUGGUAGUUUGUUUCCUUGUCAUGGCUGCGUAGUUGGUCUCUGGAGUAAAAGAUUGAGGGAAGCGGUCGAUAAAGCUAUUCACUCCACUUUAAAUUGUAGAAGAGGAUCUAAGGAGUUGUUUGAAUGGCCGAUAACACAUCAAAGCCAAAAAAGCAGUUGUUGGAAUAAUGGCUACGGUAAAAUUUUCUUAAUGAGCACGCCAAGUUGGAACGAGCAAAAUAUUCAAUUGAUUGAACGAGUUUCCAAAAAUGUUCCAAGAAUUCUCAUUUGUGCCUCUACACCCGCUACUGCUAUGUUUGUUCAGUUGUUGUAUGGAAUUGGAUUGGAUAGGAAACAAUUCUAUAGAAUGGAGAGCGAUGACAUCAUUUUAAACUUGUCUGGACGUGAUCAACAAACAUGGAAAGAAUGUAAAGCUCUGAUUGAAGAAUGGCAAGUUUCUACUUUGGCUCCUAUGUUCAAAGAUUGGACCUUUUCAGAAGCCGGAAAUAUUUUCCAUUUAGAUAGUUUUGAUUUCAUAUCAAAUAUAUCCGAAUAUUAUCCAGAGAGUUUCAUGAAUGACUUUAUUUCUUAUUUAAAUUACCUCAUGGACUCUUCAUUUUUAUCGGAUGUAGAACUGAUUUUACCUUUAGAAGAGGAACAGACAGUUUCAGUCAGUAAUGCCAUGUCUACUUAUUCAGACCAUUUAGAAGGAGAUCGUAGUCGUCGGUAUGUUUCCUUUCAUGUUCAUCGACUUGUUUUGGCUUCUAGAAGUAAUUAUUUUUUAAAAAUGUUUUCAAGUGGAAUGAGAGAAAUGGUACAAGACAAAAUUCAAAUUUGUAAUGUGGAUAUUCUCUCUUUCCAAAGAAUGCUGAAUGAAAUAUAUCAGAAACCUGUUUAUGGAACGGCUAAACUCGAUGAAGAUGCAGAUUUGUGGUUAGAGUUUGUGAAUGACGUUAGAGUUGGUGAUAUGUUUGAUGUUGCCCGUUUUAAAAAGGAAGCGUCCACUUGUCUGAGAAACCUUCUUAAUACUUCCAAUGUUAUACAUUUAGCAAAUCUAUCUCUUGAAUGCGAACUCUUUGACUUGUUUCAAUGUGCAACAGAUUUUAUUUGUUCUCAUUUUCAUGAAGUGUCUCAAGAGACUGAAUUUUCUUGCCUUCGUGAAGAUUGUUUUCUGCAUAUUUUGAGUCGCAUGGACUUGGAGGUUCAAGAUGAAAAUGAAGUUGCACUAAUAGUUCUCAAAUGGCUCGAAGGCAACCAUUCUUCUAGUUCAGUUGCGCAAGGUUUGUUCUUCAUGGUAAGGCAGAAAUUGGUUGAGCCGUCGUUAUUAAAUAGCAUCGGUCAGAAGUAUCAUCUUCACGAAUUUUUUCAAUUAGAAGAGACUUCUUCCGGACGAAUCCUAGCUUCGGAAGAUAUAGAAUGUCAUAUUUAUGCCAAAAGUGGAGCAUCUAGCAAUCGAAAUGUCGAAAAUUUGUCAAAUAGCCUAUUCACAAAUGACAGUGUCGUUUCUGAAGUCUUCGAACAGCCACAUUCAAUGAUUUUUGAAUCCUUUCAGUUUGUGAAACUUGAACCUAUCAAAUGGAUCCCGCCACAGUUCACCUUUAAAGUAGACGAAGAAAAGUGGUUAUUUCUAAGAAGAGAAUGGAAUAGAAUUUAUGGAACCAUCCCUCGAAUCGCUCCGGGUGAAGUAUGGAUUCCCUAUAUACCGAAGUUGCAUUCGGUUGGUGUACUUUAUUAUUUAGGGUGUUUUUAUGGUUUGCAACUGGGAGGAACGCGAGUGAAUCCUCACAAGUAUAACAUUGUCAGUAUAACUUCUUCAUCAGGCAGUCGUUUUGCGAAGCUCGAAAGUCUCGCUGAAAGUUCGGUCAACCGCUCUUGCUUUGCGUUAUCAAACUCUAGUUCGUUGGUCUGGUUUGCCCUAGACUUGGGAGCUGAAAGGGUUCUUGCCUGUUCAUUCUAUACGCUUGCUCAUGAUGGCUCCGAGUCGAAUUUCUUACGAAAUUGGUGCCUCGAAGGCAGCAAAGAUGGUAAAAGCUGGACUGUAUUAAAAGAGCAUCAAAAUGAUGAAACCUUGCAGUCUCCAUUGCAAAGAGCAACCUGGAGACUAGAGGAACCCACUUCACAGGUGUUUUACAGAUAUUUUCGAGUUAUUGCGAGGCCUCCUUGUAGAAAGAUAAACUUGGGUAGUUUUGAAUUUUAUGGAAGACUUCGUAUGAAAAGUUUGAAAUGAGAAGGAGAUGCAUAUUUGUCGUUUGGGUGGAGUUGGAGCAAUUCCUUUGUGAAAUGGAGCAGCAAUGGACGAAUGACAUGCGUUCGCACUUUAUAGAAAACUUUCAACUUGAGUAAUUCGUUGUGAAGU
Galdieria sulphuraria is the source of this 3063-nucleotide messenger RNA. RefSeq names its product ubiquitin-protein ligase. The transcript is spliced from 3 exons. NCBI's taxonomy places the organism in Eukaryota, Rhodophyta, Bangiophyceae, Galdieriales, Galdieriaceae. Bases 22 to 2934 code for a protein of 970 amino acids. Gene Ontology annotation, molecular function: protein binding. The record is from RefSeq and is a predicted model, not a curated record.